Messenger RNA from Juglans microcarpa x Juglans regia, 481 nucleotides. Its product is annotated as histone H4 type VIII-like. Gene Ontology annotation, biological process: nucleosome assembly. NCBI's taxonomy places the organism in Eukaryota, Viridiplantae, Streptophyta, Magnoliopsida, Fagales, Juglandaceae. Gene Ontology annotation, molecular function: DNA binding; structural constituent of chromatin; protein heterodimerization activity. The record is from RefSeq and is a predicted model, not a curated record. Bases 24 to 284 code for a protein of 86 amino acids. The transcript is spliced from 2 exons.
AGAUUUUAUAUUGCAAUUUGAAAAUGUCGAGUCGUGGAAAAGGAGACAAGGGUUUGGGCAAGGGGGAAUUGACAAUUCGUCAGUUGGCUCGCAGGGGCAGUGUGAAGCGAAUCAGCGACCUAAUCUACGAGGAGACCCAUGGUGUCCUAAAGAUCUUCCUGGAGAACGUGAUUCGCGACGCUGUGACCUACAUGGAGCAUGCUCAAAGGAAGACCGUGACAGCCAUGGACGUGGUCCAUGCACUCAAGAGACAGAGAAGGACUCUGUAUAGGUUCGAAGGUUAGGUUUAUGGCUGUAAAAAGUCUUGCUGUCAAGAAAAAGCAACCAAACAAAUGGAUGGUCGUGUUUUUUUCUUUUGCAAUUAGGUGGGAAAAAUUGUGGUUUCUAGGAUUUGUAUUCUGGUUGUGGUCCUUGUAAAUCAACCUUCGAAUGGAAUUUUCUGAAUAUUCAAUGCAAAAAAAAAAAAAAAAAAAAAACUAGU